Molecule: messenger RNA, 1095 nt
Organism: Rhagoletis pomonella (apple maggot)
Lineage: Eukaryota; Metazoa; Arthropoda; Insecta; Diptera; Tephritidae
Gene: CIAPIN1
Product: anamorsin homolog
Exons: 4
Coding region: 200-958 (252 amino acids)
Biological process (GO): iron-sulfur cluster assembly
Cellular component (GO): cytoplasm
Molecular function (GO): iron-sulfur cluster binding
Source: RefSeq, a predicted model, not a curated record
AGAAUAUUCUAUCAUUCUUGGGAGAUUACAUAUAUGGAUUUUAUACACAAGUACGACAUCUUUCAUUCGAAAAUCAAUAGCUGUCAAAUUUAACAGCUGAUUUUCAUUGCGUGUAUGACAGAAAGUUCGGGAGCGAAUAGAAAUUUUUUGAGCAUAUUUUGGCUUUGACAAAAACUAUAAAAGGCGAAAAUAACAAAGAAUGGAACAAUUCAAAGGUUUAGGGAAGACUCUUUAUAUAUGGUCACAAUCAGCUCUUGUACAGGCUAGCACAGAAAAGUUGAAGGAGGUCACCGGUGGCGAAGUUGUCUUGGAGAAUAUACAUCGCUUAAGCUUUGCAACCUACGGCGAAUCUACAUUCGAUCUUAUCGUGGUUGAAAAUGCACAGUUGACAGAUGCGUUCGAUAAGCUCUUGCGUCUUUUGAAGCCAAAUGGAAAGUUGCAUUUGGCCAGUAUUUUCGGAACUCCAGAAGUAUUUCAGCAAGAGUUAAAGCUCUCUGGUUUUAUAAACGUAAGCAUAAACAAGGAAGACGGCACAUUGACCUCUCAGAAACCGAAUUACGAAACUGGCUCAGCAGUGAAGCUGUCGUUCGCUAAAAAAAAUGGUCAAGCAGCCUCCGUAUGGAAAGUGAAUGGUGAUGGGGACGAGGAGUUGAUUGAUGAAGAUGAUCUAUUGGAUGAAGAAGACAAGAAAAAGCCAGACCCCGAAAGCUUGAGAGUUUGUGGCACGACUGGUAAGCGAAAGGCUUGUAAAAAUUGUUCCUGCGGUUUGGCGGAAGAACUUGAAUCUGAGGCAGCACAGAAAGCUAAAGCAGACACGGCUAAUGCUAAAUCAAGCUGCGGAAGUUGUUACCUGGGUGAUGCUUUUCGCUGUUCAACGUGCCCCUAUCUGGGUAUGCCGGCUUUCAAGCCUGGUGAAAAAGUAGAAUUGGCUGGCAAUUUGCUUAAGGAUGAUUUAUAAAGUGUCUUAUAGGCGUUUUAUAUUUUUUUUUUUGCUGAACUGAAAUUUAUUUGUAUUUAUACUUAGAAGUAGCCCGAAAUGUAAUACUUAUGUAAAAUUAUAUCUGAUAUCUAAAUGAACAUGUAUUGAGAAAUGAA